CUGUAAAGCCAGUGACUCCGACGACCGUAUCCAUUGCCACAACUGCCAUGGAGCUGCUGGUCAUCGCGAUGCUGGUAGUCGGGGCAGCCACAGCCCCAGACCCCCAGGGACACCGGGUCAUCGGAGGGAGAGACUGCAUCACUGGCUCCCGUCCCUACCAGGUGGCUCUCCUGAGGAAUGGCCACAUCUACUGCGGCGGGAGCCUGAUAGCCCCGAAGUGGGUGCUGACUGCUGCGCACUGCCGCUUACGGAGCACCUCCCUGCAGGUGCAUCUGGGGGAUUAUAAUCUACGAGUGAACGAAGGCACAGAACAGAUACGAAGAAUCCGCAGCUUCUUCGUGCAUCCAGAGUAUAACUUCCGCCGACAUGACAACGACUUCAUGCUUCUGGAGUUGGAUGCACCAGCUCAACUCAACCGCUACGUGAACACAAUCAACCUGGCUACAAGUUGUGCCUCUCCUGGAACACGAUGUGUCGUGUCAGGAUGGGGCACCAUCAGGUCCCCCCAAAAUUUGUUCCCAGACGUCAUGCGGUGUGCAGAUGUCUCUAGCGUCAGCCAGGCCAGGUGCCAGGAAGGCUACGGGGCCAAAAUCACGGAGAACAUGCUCUGUGCUGGUGUGGAACAGGGCGGCGUAGACUCGUGCCAGGGGGAUUCAGGAGGCCCACUGGUCUGCAACGGGCAGCUGCAAGGCGUGGUCUCCUGGGGGUCCGCUGUCUGUGCCCUGCCGGGACGGCCCGGGGUCUACGCCAAUGUCUGCAAAGCUGUCCAGUGGGUGAGGAACACCAUAGGGAGGAGGUGCCCCAUAUUGGACUGAGAGCUCACAGCACGUCCCGCCUGCCACAAUAAUCCACCAAACACACACCCCAGCCACGCCUCUCCUCAUCUUGCUGCGGCACCCAGGGAGUGCUGAUCUGGGUCAGACUAGGAUGGGGGCACUGCGGUGGGACCAGCCCAAAGCAGCCAAUGGUUAUGAGCCAGGCUUAACCAAAUCCUGAGACUGGGUUAAAAAUGUGGGACUGGUUUAAAAAUCAUGAAUCAGCCUGAAGAUUGUGAGAUUGCUUUAAAAAUCACGAGAUCAGCAUUAAAUGACUGAGACUGCGUUAACAGAUCACAAGAUUGGCUGAAAAGUCAUGAAUCAGCCUGAAGUUCACAGGAGUGCGUCAAAAAUCGAGAGGUUGUCUUUCAAAAUCGUGAGAUUGGAUUAAAAAUUAUGAGCCGGGUUUUUAACUGCACUAAAUCGCGCCCAGGUCUUUGAUCUGGUCUCUUGCAUUGGUGCGGGUGGCGUACGCGGCUAUAACUGCUCUGACGUCACCAAAUCUGACGUCCCGUGGAGUUCAAGCUUCAUCGUGAAGUGCUACAGAAACAUAGCUAGAGCAAAGGCCCGCCUGUAGCAUAAACAAACCCUGGGAGUUCAUGUUCGGUUGAUUAUCCACCACAGCCCCCAAAUCUUUCUGACAGUCACUGCUUCUCUGGGUGGAGUCCCCCAUCCUCUAUGUCUGGCAGACAUUCUGUGUUCUGAGACAGACGCCAUUUACAUCCCCACGAGACUCAGGGGAAAACUGCAAGACCUGGCAGCGGUGAGACUCAGCGACGCAAAUCUCCCAUGAAUUUAUGACACGUCUCAUGAGGGUGGGUUUGUUUCUUAAAGCCUCGAGUUCCUGAGUCACGUGACUCUGUGAGAAUCUGAGCUUUUACUGAAAAAAGUCACUUUCUAGACCUAGGCUUUGGGGAAGGAAAACUGGGGAACUGACCCUUAGAGGCUCCAAAAACAGUGAAUAAACAAACCCUAGUGGUUUUGUUUUGUUUUCACAUCUUGUGAUUUUUUUAAGCCAAUCUCACAAUUUUGCAUGGGUCCAUACUUGCCAAUUUUGAACUCUUUGGGUAAGAGAUACAGUGGAGUCGCAUAUUACACGGGGGUUAGGUUCUAAAGUCAGCGUGUAAGGCGAAAAUCAUGUAAAGUCAAAAUUACCCUUGAAAAUCCCUUAA
Caretta caretta (loggerhead turtle) is the source of this 1987-nucleotide messenger RNA. Its product is annotated as trypsin-3-like. NCBI's taxonomy places the organism in Eukaryota, Metazoa, Chordata, Testudines, Cheloniidae. The record is from RefSeq and is a predicted model, not a curated record. Gene Ontology annotation, molecular function: serine-type endopeptidase activity. Gene Ontology annotation, biological process: proteolysis.